This is a messenger RNA of Dermacentor albipictus, 3058 nucleotides long. Lineage: Eukaryota; Metazoa; Arthropoda; Arachnida; Ixodida; Ixodidae. The record is from RefSeq and is a predicted model, not a curated record.
CAUGACUGAAGAAAGGAGCGAUGAAUACAUGCCUCUUGUGUUCAGCUUCACGGGCGAAGUAACCUCGAGUGCAAGCCGUAACGAUACCCAGGGGGCUUCCUCUACUCUGGGCACCUACACAACAUGAGCCCUACGGCUGUCUUCUAAUUUCCAAAGAGCCAAACGUUUCAUUUUUUCCCUUUACCCAUCGGCAUUGACUGCGCAUGGGCGGCAAUCAUACGUGCUUCUGUCACGAAACAGACGCUAGUGCUCCAGAGGCGCCCAAACAGCCAUGGCUGAAGAAAGUAACAGUGGACACACGCCUCCUGCGUUUAACUUCGACGACGAAGCAAUGCCGAGCACAAGCCAGGAAUUCUUCGAAGGCGCUUCGGGCACUUCAGACUGUAGCACUACGAUUUGCGAUGACUCCUUCGAAGACCUGUGGAACGCGAUGAACAGCCACAACGAUGCCACGGACGUCACUGGCCAUACACAUCUCACUGAAAGCGGAAUCGCCAGUGCCCAACCUGCGGAGUUCAGGAGCAGCGUUGAACAUGCACAGACCAGUACAAGCCGCGCAGGCAUGGGGGAAGCAUCGGUCAUUCCGGGAAACAUUGCUAGGUGUGACUGACAAUGGUAACACGAGUUACCUGCACCUGGGGUUCAGCACCAGCAUUGAUCACGCAAUGCCCAGCACAAGCCGCACAGGCAUGGAGCAAGCACCUGCCAUUACAGAAGGCGGCGCCAGAAUUCCUGAGACAACCCGUGUUGACGAAGCGAACAUGCAAUACCACCUGGCUGAUAGCACAUCCACUGACUGCGGUAGGUGCGGGAAUGUUUUCGGUCACUGGUAUAUCAUGCCUUGCCGUCAAGGGCAUACGCACAACACAGAAACCGGGAGCACUUCUUUCACACAUCUGGUCUAUAGCAGCAGCCCAGUCGCCAGUACAAGCUACGCCCACAUGGAGGAACGAUCGAACACUUUUGGAAACGAUGCCUGGAACGCUACUGGAACUGGAGGAAGGGAAAGGCAAGAAUUCUGCUAUUUCUCUGGCAAUGUUUCGAGCAAACAGGAUGCCUCACAUGGGCAUGCCGACGGAGACACGGGCGAUGCAGCCCACAUUUUCAAAGCAUCUGAACUAACGUCUGUAAAGAAUUCGAAGUUCGUAAAACACUGCCGGAACACAACAGGCAAACAACACAAGUGCGAAAGGUGUGGGAAAUCAUUCGGCCAGGCUCGUAAUCUGACUGUACAUAGCCGCACGCACACGGGCGAGAAACCUCACAAAUGCGAAAUAUGUGGAAAAUCGUUUCGGCAGUCUGUCCACCUAAAUAAACAUAAGCACACGCAUACAGGCGAGAAACCUCACAAAUGCGAUAUUUGUAAUAGAGCGUUCAACCAGUCUACUCAUCUAACUAAACAUAAGCGCACUCAUACAGGCGAGAAACCCCACAAAUGCGAUAUUUGUAAUAAAGCGUUCACCCAGUCUAGUAAUCUAAAUAAACAUAGGCGCACGCAUACAGGCGAGAAACCUCACAAAUGCGAUAUUUGUAAUAAAGCGUUCACCCAGUCUAGUCAUCUAAAUAAACAUAAGCGCACGCAUACAGGCGAGAAACCCCAAUAAUGCUAUAUCUGUAAUAGUGUUCCGCCAGUCUUCUCAUCUAAAUGACCAUAAGCCCACACAUACAGGCGAGAAACCGUACACUUGCGAAGCAUGUGGUAAAUCACUCGUGCGGAUGACGGAUCUCUGUAGGCACCAGUACGCUCACACGGACGAGAGGCCCAAUGUAUGCCCCAAAUGUACUACACCAUUUAAAACGAAACAAGAACUCAGGCGUCAUCUUAACAUCCCUUGUAGUGACAGAGCUUUCGUUUGCAAAUUAUGUAAUGAAUCGUUUUUAGACAACUCACGUCUCAGUCAUCACCGCCAAAGCAUACCCGGGUAUAAAACACUGUCUGGGUCAUAUCACUACACGGAGAAAGAAACCCUCGACGGAUACCUGUGCCAGAAUAAUACUUGCUACUUAUGCGGAGAUUCAUUUGGAGACGAGGUUAGACUGACUGCGCACAUCGUGACACAUAGGGAUGGGCAGCCGUAAUAUUCUCACUAGCACGCAAGUAAAUUACCCACGGCUUUUGCAUAACAACGUGACAGUGAAGUAUUGCUGGGAAACAACGCUGACACACUUUCACAGGAGUGAGAAACUAACCAAACGUACCUGUGCAAAGGCCGGCUUCUUUUUACAUUUAAAACUGUCUAGUAAAAUGCAUGAUGUGAUCGAUGCCAUCUGGUUUUUCAAAAUUACGAGACAAAACGUCGUCGCCAGGAGUAUUUGGGGUGCUUCAAGGUGGAAGUAAAUUGCAGGUCCUGGCCAGCGCUUACUGCUCGCACAACUACAUGUGUCAUUCGCGAAAGCAGGUUUAGCACAUUUAUUUCAAGACAAAUCCUCAUGGGCUGCAAACUUGUGUUUUGUGUAAGCAGAAGGUCGAGACUGCCGCACAAGAUCCUUGACUCCCCGUUCGAUUAGAUGUUUUUGCAAGUGUUUUGAAAUGUACUAGUAAGCAAGCUCUAAUGAACCCUCUGCUUAAUGAUUUUGCAGUGUGUUCAGAAGGGAACAUCUCUCAUUGAAAAGUAAUCUGUCAAGUAAACUGUCAUUAAGGAACUUCAGCCCUGCUGCCUUCCAGAGUCCGCUUUUACGACAAUGUAUAGACGCAUCCAACGCAUGCAAAAAUUUAUUUCGUUUAAAAUUUGUCCAAUGCAUUGAUUGUUUUGGUUCUCUUGGCUCUUGUAUUCUUACCUAAAAUCUUUCUUGGAAACCAUAAACUAAGCUGAUGACAGUGAGACUAUUAGAUUGAAAUAAUUUGGAGAUUUAUUAUAUUACGUGUUCUCGCACUACGAAAAUUUUACUUGUUUUAUUGUGGUGGCUUCAUGUUUUCAAGGGCAGUCCUUCAUCCACUUGGAAGACGUCUGUUAUGGCUCCCACUGUUCUGUAUUUAAAGCUGUGGAAUUUUUUUAGUGUGGUGUGACAAACGCAUCUGCGCGAGCAAUGACAGGAAAUGUGAGAUGCAGGUUUUAGG